Messenger RNA from Triplophysa dalaica, 2402 nucleotides. It is a transcript of the gene b3gnt9, whose product is annotated as UDP-GlcNAc:betaGal beta-1,3-N-acetylglucosaminyltransferase 9. Bases 377 to 1732 code for a protein of 451 amino acids. The record is from RefSeq and is a predicted model, not a curated record. Gene Ontology annotation, molecular function: hexosyltransferase activity. Gene Ontology annotation, cellular component: membrane. The transcript has 2 exons. Lineage: Eukaryota; Metazoa; Chordata; Actinopteri; Cypriniformes; Nemacheilidae.
UGUCACGUGACCACGUAGAAAAGUUAGAUGGUGUGUUUUUAAGAAGAAAUGCUACGAAUAUGAAGGAUAAUAACAGAAAUCAUGCAUUUCGAAACGUAACGCGAUUUAGCGUGUCUGCGCGUGAAGGAAACGUUAUUAACAUGUACGCGGAACAGAGCGCGCUACGGUUUCACAGUGAAAGCAGAUGUGUGGAUCUGGCUGCUGUAGCGCUAUCCUGGCAUUACUUUCGUGGUGUUUCGCCUUGGUAUUGAACCCCCAACGGCUGUAAAAAAUCCAGAUAUUGCGGGAAGAACAGGAGACUUUCACAAGUAAGGAACCUUCAUGGAAAUAUAACCGAUGGGUCGGGGAACGAUAACAAAGUGGAGCUUGUGACACCAUGAGGAGGGUCUAUAUAAAAGGAGAUAUUGUCUGUGCCUUGAUUCUCUUGAUGCUUCUUUGUCUGUUGUUAUAUACCCAACAAAGGCUGACACCUGUAUGGGGGACGUUGCACAUUGAAGGAUCCACAAACUCAAGAACCCUACUUGGAGGAGCCCCAAUAGGACAGAACACAAAGCCUGUCUCUUCUAAACAUCAAAACGUCCCCCCUUGGCAACCUGAGGGUCAAAGCAAGCUUACGGCCCAAGAGCAAUCAGAAGUCAAAUCUCAGAGUAAAUCUAUAAAACAAACCAAAGCAAAGUUGAAAUUUAAACAUUCAACAGCAGCCACUGUCUCGCCAACACAUACUUCAUUUGACUUUGAGGAUUACCUUCGAAAGAUAGACCAGCGAGACUUCAAGCUGCUAAUCGAUCAGCCAACAAAAUGUUCUGGACGAGAAGGUUCCCCGUACCUCCUGAUUGCCAUAAAGUCAUUAGCAGUGGACUUCGACAAACGUCAGGUAGUUCGACGCACGUGGGGACAAGAAGGUGUUUUUCAAAAAGACCUCAACGUCAAGAGAGUUUUUCUUCUCGGUGUGCCUGAAAAUCAAACAGCGCUUCCUUUAUGGGACAAACUAUUGGCGUAUGAGAGUCACAUUUAUGGUGACGUCCUUCUGUGGGACUUUGAGGACACUUUCUUUAACCUGACACUGAAAGAAAUUCACUUUUUACAGUGGGUCAACGCGAGUUGUCCCAAAGCGAAGUUCAUCUUUAAAGGAGAUGCAGAUGUGUAUGUUAACUUUGACAACAUCCUGGAGAUGCUCAGAGAGAAAGAGGUCGAUAAGGAUCUUUUUGUUGGAGAUAUCAUUGUCCACGCAAAACCAAUUCGAAGACGCAAAAGUAAGUACUUUGUUCCAGAGUUUAUUUACGGACAGGGGAUCUACCCAUCCUACGCUGGCGGAGGAGGUUUUGUCAUGUCCGGGUAUACUGCCUUGAAGCUUCACCUUGCUUGCAAAGAGGUAGAACUCUACCCCAUAGAUGAUGUCUUUCUGGGCAUGUGUCUGCUCAGGAUCGGCCUUCAACCCGCUCGCCACGAGGGCUUCCGUACCUUUGGAAUAGUGAGACCAUCUGCCGCACCUCACCUCCAGGUGUUUGAUCCUUGCUUUUACAGAGAGUUGAUGUUGGUGCACAGCCUUACAGUCCCACAGAUCUGGCUCAUGUGGAAUCUUCUCCAUGACCCCAACAUUCAUUGUCAUAAUCGUCAGGAUCCCACAAAUGUUCUGUUUCAGUGGAGAAAUAAGGUUGCUAAGACAGCUAAGAAACAGGCAAAGGAGCGUGAGGCUCAAGACUAUGGAAUUAAGGUGUUUGUGGAGCAUUAACUCCUUCAAAAAUGAUUGUACCAAAAAUAAUUUUAUUUACUCAACUGUAUAAUUUUUUUUAAUUCUCUUUCUUUUGUGUUGAAGAUAUUUGUUUUAUAGAAUGUUAAUAGUGUUCUUUUUACAUACAAUGAUAACAUUUAGUGACUCGAGGCUGUCAAAACUGAGAAUCGUUUAUUUUGGUGAUCAUUAAAAUACAUAACAUUUAGGGCAACAUAACAGACAAAGCUUAUCUUAAGCCAGGAUUUAAUUAGGAUAUUCACAUUACUGGUGUGAAUCUUGAGACGAAACAAUGAUGACAUAUUUAAAGAUAUGGCAGUGCAAUUUAUUUUCAGUUAAGACAGCUCAAAAUUUCAUUUUAGUCUGGGACGAGCCAGAACUAUUUAGAGCCAAGUACAGAGUUAGAGCAAAGUAUGUGGAGAUGGGGAGGAGGAGGGAGGCUGGAAGAACUGACGCUGGGGCGGCACAAGGAUUCCAGUUUAUAUUCGCUAAUUUAAAUACGUUAAUUUAGAGGUGGCACUAUUCAUCAAACAAUUAUUCUUUGGUAAAUGGUUUUGGAUGAUCUGCUGAUUUUUUAUUUGUAUUACAUUUUUAAGAAAUUGACGUGAAAUUGUGAAUAUGAACGUACUACUGCACUUCUUGUCUCAAGUGAAAUAUUAAAGACAAAAACACA